Spirometra erinaceieuropaei is the source of this 19151-nucleotide messenger RNA. The record is from the annotation of a GenBank genome assembly. Lineage: Eukaryota; Metazoa; Platyhelminthes; Cestoda; Diphyllobothriidea; Diphyllobothriidae.
AUGUUGGCAGAACCGGGCUCGUGGCCCGGUGAGUAGAGGCGUUGACUUCUAAACCAACAGGUCGCGAGUUCGAGGCUCGGGUGUUCCACACUUCGGGCUUGGGUAUGGCUGGCUGACGACGGCUAAUAAGCCAGAAAUGGCCAUUCCAGUCUCCCUUGUCUUUGUCGGUAAUAUCAUUCUGCCUAUAUAUCAUGCGCCGCUGUGCGGCUGCUGGUUGGGCUCGAGAGAGAGUCCAUAAGGCACAACGGAACGAGUGAGUUCCGUAUGAACGAUCGGUGAGCGCCCCCUAACACAGAAUAAAAUUGUUUGCCCCAAGAGAAUUGCUCCAAGUUCGCUCAACUAUUUCUCGGAAAAUUAAAAGCUUUAAUAGAAUGAAAGCAGUCAUGGGGCCUUUCACAUAUGAAGAUUUUAUCAUUCUUCCGUCAUAUGUUUUCUUGUACUAUUUCAUGUUAUUCCAAUUACUUUUAGCAGUCAGAAAUGUAAAUCAAAAACCACCUAAGCGUAACAGCAACCUAAGGUCUCUUUUUAUUACCCUCUCUUGUAAAGAGUAUUCGACAUUUCAAAAACCUGCUAGUCGACAUUUUAAUACAACGGCACUCCGCACCUGUCAAUCAGCUUGCUAAUGGAACUCUGAAGGAUGUUGGCCAUCCUCUCUACCCCGACAUUUUUGCUGCGAAAUCUUUCCACUCCAUGCUCCGGGAGCUUCGACAUAUAUCUCAUCGUAAAUCGAUAUAUUUGUAGCACUUAUUACUAUAUCUGGAACGAUGACUUACGUGCAAAUAGGCCAGAAUACUGAAAUUAAAACUUGUUGAGUGAAGGGGGUUGUGUGGAAGCUUUCGGUAUUAGACUUUCAGAAUAAAAUGCACUUCUCUCCCUCCCUCUCAGACAAUGUUCGCGACAGGAUGGCUCAACAUACAUUCAUUUUACUAAAACAUGUUUAAAACGCAAAAAUGCCUACGGCAUUUUGAACGAAAUAGACAUUUAGUGACAUCAGAUUUUCUAUUGCGAAGCAGGAUGCUCCGGGUCUCCAUGCUCGGCCAGCUCUUAAUCGACACCUUACGUCCAAAGGCACCGGUGUAUGGGAACGGAGACUCUGUGGACUGAUUUCGGCUGAUUUCAAAAUGAAGUCGGUUUUUUCCGAAUAGUCUAACAUAUGCCAUUUUUCAAUUUACAGAUCCCAUCCGAACUGGCGAACGCGUUUUCCUCUUCUCCUACAUCAAGAAUCAGCCGAUUUGGCAUUCUCUACGCUUCUGGAAUGCCUGCUUUUUCCAGUCAGUUCAAGAAAGUCGAGCAAAGCUCAUGGAUCAGGGAAAGUAGGUCUUGCCACAAUAGGCCCCAGUGAGACACGAUUAUUUGCCCAUUUUAAUUCGUAUGCGUCACCACUACGUCUCACCAGAUGCGCAUGUGAUUUUGUUUGCGACGAGACAUGCUGCUCGCACUGUCGACUUUGUGGCGAUCAAUGAAAUGAGAUCGACUUUAACCGCACACAAACAAUAAGUCCGUCCCCUCUAAUGACACAGUCAGAAAGUUGUGAAGGAUGAUUUAUUGUAUACGCAGAGCGAGUUGUCGUGAGUUUGCAGUUUGCUUGUGGGUCAGAGCAAGGCGACCCCGCGGGAGCUCACGGGUUGCGGUGUGUUGUUUACGCGAGUCUGAUUGGCUGGAAGCUGGACAUACGAUUGGUUGGUCCGCGCUCUGAGCCCGGCAGCCAUGAUCAUGAGGGCCCAAGGUAGGCAGGCGACGCCGGCCGACGGCGCCAUUUUGUGGUCGCGGACGUGAUUCAGUGCAACAGCCACACGAGGCGUUUAAGAUCAAGCCUGGCGUUUGGUCGUGUUUACAGGCUAGCAUUGUUGUCGCGGCCGUCGACCGACAAACAGACGGCAGAAAAGGGAGCACUAGAGGGGCUACUACAACUUCACUCGUUCUGUCACGUGGGAAUCCGAAACGUCAGGCGAAUAAAACCCUUGUUCCAGCGAUCAAUUCUACUUCUUAUUUACUUGCUCUUUCAAAAAAGUAGACGAGGUCAUGAGGGCGGGAGAUGGUUGUGGGCGUGGUAGGUAACCUGGCAUACAGCUCAGAGUAGACGUACUACACUCGCGCCGGACCUCGCUAGCUAACAAAUCUGACUUUGGCAUUUCUCAUCUUGCUAAGGCGAGAGUUUAAAUGAAGGCCUUAUUGAGGAGAAGUUAUUGCUGCCACGUAAUCAGUCCACUGAGAGUUCGAGCUAUCCCGUCAGCUGAAAACGUAACAUGAUUUAUAACAGAUGGGCGCUCCCGAUCAACUUACGAAACAUGCUCGUUUCAUUGUGCCUCGAGGCUCAUACUAGAACCCUCCCGGGCAGUCGCACGCUGACCAGUAGUUAAUGUUGAUGAGAUGGUACCGACAAAGAAAGGGAGGCCGGAAUAGUCAUUUCUGGCUUAUAAGCCCUCACCAGGCGGUCAUAAUUGAUAUUUCCGAUCACAACCGACAGUACAAAGGGCCCGUGGCUCAAUGAUAGUAUCAAACCCCGUGACCAAUGAAUCCGAGUUUGAAUCACAAGUGAUCCACACUUGGGGUUGGGUAUGACUGGCUGGUGACGGCUACUACACCUGAAAUGGCCAUUUCGGUUUCUCAUGUCGUUGGCGGUACCUUCCCAUUGACUUAACGUGAUUUAUUCCACUGUGACACUUCUAAUUCAAGUGUACUUGAGGUGUGAUUGCGCACAGUUACUACCGUGUCUCCGUGCAACGCGUACGGCCCGGCUGUGAGAUCAAUGAAAUGAGAUCGACUUGAACCGCACACAAACAAUAAGUCCGUCCCCUCCAAUGACAGUCAGAAAGUUGUGAAGGAUGAUUUAUUGUAUACGGAGAGCCAGUUGCCGUGAGUUUCCAUUUUGCUUGUGGGUCAGAACACGACGACCCCGCGGGAGCUCAUGGGUUGCGGUGUGUUGUUUACGCGAGUCUGAUUGGCUGGGAGCUGGACAUACGAUUGGUUGGUCCGCGCGCUGAGCCCGGCAGCGCAUUAUCACGAGGGCCCAAGGUAGGCAGGCGACGCCGGCCGACGGCGCCAUUUUGUUCGCGCAGACGUGAUUCAGUGCAAAAACCACAAGCCUGGCGGUUGGACGUGUCUUCAGACUAGCAUGGUUGUCGCGGCCGUCGACCGACAAACAGACGCCAGAAAUGGGAGCACUGGAGGGGCUGCUAAAACUUCACUCGUUCUGUCACUGUCUCAGAUAAUGGGUUCAAGUGAAGAUCCGAAACGUCAGGUGAAUAAAACUCUUGGUUGAGCGAUCGCUUCUACUUCUAAUUUACUCGCUCUUUCAAAAAGCGAACGAGUAAUCAUGAGGACUGGAGAUGGUUGUGGGCGUGGUGGGUAAACUAGCAAACAGCUCAGUGUGAACGUACUACAAACGCGCCGGACCUCGCGAGCUAAUAAAUCAUACUUUGGCAUUUCUCAUCUUGCUAAGGCGAGAGUUUAAAUCAAGGACACAUUGAGGAGGAGUUAUUGCAGCCAAGCACUCUCUCCGCGGAGAGGUCGAGCUAUCCCGUCAGCUGACAAAGGAACAUUAUUUAUGACAGAUGGGCACUCCUCGAUCAGGUUACGGAAAACGCUCGUUCCGUUGUGCCUUGGGACUCAUACUAGAACUCUCCCAAGCAGUCGCAAAGCGACUAGUGGUAGAUGUCGAUGAGAUGGUACCGACAAAGACAAGGGAGGUCGGAGUGGUCAUUUCAGGCUUAUAGGCUGUCAUCAGCCGGUCCUAACUUAUAUUCCCGAUUACAACCGACAGGCCAACGGGCCCGUGGCUCAAUGAUAGAGUGUCAACCUCCAUGACCAAUGAACCCGAGUUCGAAUCUCGAGUGACCCACACUUGGGGUUGGGUAUGACUGGCUGAUGACGGCUAAUAAGCCUAAAAUGCCUAUUCCGGUCCCCCAUGUCUUUGCCGGCACCAUCCGAACGACUUAACAUGAUUUAUUCCACUGGACACCAGUGACACUUCUAAGUCAGCGCGCAGUUACCGCUGUGUCACCGUGCAACGCGUAAGACACGACUGUGCGCAUCCAUUUGAGUCGAACACAAAAACACGAUCCAUUUAUGUAUGAGACAGGACUCAGGAUGCAUAAACAGUAGGAGUAGGCAAAGGAGGGGUGCAGCGUAACGUUAAGAUAUUUAGUCAAAUCAGGAUGCAAACUUUUGACCACGUUUGCUUCCGGUAUCCUGCAAAAACAGCACUAGCCAAACGUGGCUACUCAGUUAAUUUGCCUUUAUCCCAAGGAAGUCCGAUCCCCUUGCGCAUUCGAAUAUAUUUUAUAAAAGACGAAGGCAGACGAUAGUUUUAUUGACCUUAACUUUCGAAUUCGAACUGGAGUUCGUUAUCAGAGACUGCCGGAGUGCAGCAACGUGUAAACAUUUAAAUCGUUGAGAUGUGAUGUGGGUGAAGCUACGUCCUUGGCUAAGUCUUAUUUGUGCUGCCUGGCCCACAAUGGUCCCCCAGCGUGGUGGCGCCGUUUGUACUUCGCGACGAUGUGAGCUGGGCCACCUAGCUGCGUGGACGGAGUGCGUGAUAACACGCAGGCAAAUCAGUGUGUCUAUUGAUAGAGUUGGUGUCCGACACACACGCCUCCUCCAACAGUUCUCGCUCCAUCUUGUUGCCGGCUCGCGCUAAUAUCCGUGUGUUGGCGAAGUCGAACUGAUGGCCUUCCUCCAGCAUGUGAGUGCGACUUGAGAUAGCGGAUCACCUCUCCGAACGGCCCGUAUGUGCUGAAGUAUUUGUGAGCUGAGAUGUCGUCCUUUUUGGUCUCUGUAGUGGCAAGGAAAGUUGUGGCACGGGAUUUGAUAGACUACGCCCGACUUCUCACCUGCGUCCAGUCGAUCCUUUAUUCCCAGGAUUCUGCUACGUAUGGUAGCCGCUGGAUGAUGAGCGAUGCUCACGCCUAGGUCUGUGGCCUCGGAAACAUUCUUUAUGUACGGUAGGGAGUGCCGAAUUGUUUGUGUCUCUCUUCCGUUUGUCCAUCGUGGGUGCGUGCAUACGCAGCGGCUGAUGAAACUAUUUUGGUAGCCGUUCUUUGUUAAUUGGUCAGGGCGUUUUUACCCGGUCGAAAAGCGCCCUCACACAGCCCCGUUUGUGCACCAAUGAGUGAUAGUUGAGGACCUCGGUUGCAUUGGUUACCUUUCUGUACACUGUACUGCUGAGUUUACCAUAAGGUGUGCACGUGACGAGCACUUCAGGGAAGGGUCGAUUCUCCGUCUCCUCGUCUUCUCUUGUAAACUGAAUGUCGGGGAAGAUGCUGUUAAGCAAGUCUUGAAAACCCGAUAGCCUGUCCUUUUCAAUAAUGAAGAAAGUGUCGACCAAUAAAGUCUUUCUAUAUUUUACGUCUGCAGCAGCGUACGUCUCUUCAAAUUUUCCGUCUGUUGAAAGUUCAUUUUUUUAGUUUUGAAUUCCCGAAAAAAUAUGAAUCCGAUCUGCCAUUGCGCUGAGGGCCGGGGUUGAAAAACUUCAUGCUCUACCUAUUCAGUUUGCAAAAUAUAAUAUAUUUUUCUUUGCUCUUAGAAAUCUAUUAUACAGGAUACGGAUCGCGUCCCACAGUUCUUCAGGAUCAUAAAUAGAUGUGUACAUAAGUUACUAUUUGAACUUGCAUUUCGAGGUCUUAUGGAUAUCAUAAUCGGUGUUUGUAAAACAAAAACUAUCAUCGCAUCUACCUAAGUAGUAGUUUUCGGCUUCCAUGCAUUCAGCUGCUGCCGUGGAAAGACGUAAAUUCCAGAAUCGGCGUUUUGGACUGACAGAACUGUCGAAAAAUUGUGAUGAUUAUGAGACAGGGUUUCGUCCCCAUCUAAGGAUUUCAGCCAACAUUUCAUGCCAGUCGCAUCAGCAGCAAUCCUAUGGCAGAAAGCAGGGUCUUAAGACAUUUGUGCAGGCAAAUGACAGGUUUCGCGCUCAUGCUAAAGAUUACAAAAGCGCAUCUAUUUCUUGUCUGACAUCCAGUAUAAACCACUUCUUUUCUAACAGGAAAUCAUUUUAUUUUUCACAGGUCGAAUGCCGAGAUCGACAUGGCCAUUACUGCCCAGAUACGGUACUAUGAGCCUAUUUCGCACAGACUUGUUUUUUUAUUUAUUUUUUCACGUCUUUUUGUCGUCUCUCUUGCUCUUUAAUCUCGAUGCCCAGUUUGACGAGGUCUGACUGGUUGCAAAGAGAAAUUUGAAUGCUGCCAGAGGCAUAAUAACUUAGCUAGAUGACAUUCUUCUUCGCACAUUAAUAACUGGCAGUCCGACCGUCGAGUUCGACGAUGUCCACCGUGCGCUCCACUGCAAGAUGAGAGCAGGGACGGUGACUUGUGCGUGAAUCAGUUUAUAGUGAUAGUAGACUUGCGCGGCAUCUACUGCACUCCCUCAUUCCCGUUCCCCACCUGAACCCAGUGUAAAGACAGAGGCAAGAAGCGCGGAGGCGGGGGAGGGUGCGGGUGGAUGGCACGGUAGAGCCCGCACCUUGGCGCUCCACUUCACACCCCCUCGUCCACACAGCUAAUGAUCCGGCUUUUGACCAACAGAAACAAUGGGAGGGGGCGGAAGGUGUCCCAGUCUGCGCGACGGCUACCGGCAACCGGGUCUGCCACCGCACCCCUAAAUGUUGGCAUUCAUUAUAGUGAACAGUCCGAUAGCGUCCGCCAAAAUCUAACAUGGCCCCGUGUUGAUCCAGCGUAUCUACUACGUGGCGCGUAUGGGGCAGACAAUAGUAACUGAAGUAAGCGACACACAUGCACACAUAGAUAACUAGUGAUCCGACUACAUGCGGGGGCAUAUUUACUUCAGUCUAAACAAUAGUAGUGAAAAUGCGAUCCCCAGGUGGCAUAUAAAAAUAAGAAAUGGCGUUCACUGGGAUUGGUUUGUUGGAGAUCCGACGUUUCGAGUAGUUUAUUCGUCUACCCAUUUUCAGAGACUAGAUAGUCCUGCGCACAAAUCCCUUUUGUUCAGUGCGUGAUCCGACACUGCCUCCUGUGUGGCUGCAUCCGACUCAUAUGUCACCGUGACCUGAAUCGCCCUCGUCGGCCGCGGAGAUGACUGACGGCCCCAAUUGUCCCGCGCCGUGACUGUUCCCUGUUAAGAAGGUUCGUAAAGUCAAAUGGGAGAAGCAAAUUGAUGUGGCAGUUGACAGGGCAAUUGGUGGAUAUCCAGGCUUCUUGCACUUGCUGUAUGAUCACCGCCCCGCCCCCACAAUCCCAACGGCGUCAAAGUUGAAGGCGCGGCAUGGGUUGCUACCUUCGACUUUGGGUCCAUUCUUCUUGCGGCCAACUUAUGCUCGUUCAUUCGCGUUUGCAGCGUCAGCCAGUUUCCCCAACGUAGUUGUACCUUCUGCAGUUGAAUUGAAGUCGGUAGACAACGGCCGACUUAGGGAUCGGAUGUUUUGGCCGCGUCAAUUGCCGGAGGAUUGUUGAGUCAGACCUGUGGGCAACACCUAUUCCGAGUGGCGCGAGGGAGACCCCUUUAAUGUACGGAAUGCUCCGUCACGAGUUUGACUGACUAUGCUUUUUAUUCGGUUUCUUUGGCUGCCUUCAGCUCCGAUCAAUGAAUUCCCGCGGAUAGCCGUUGGCUCUGAAGUGAAGGACCUUUACUCGUCCGAUUUGGCGACUGGCAUGCUGCAAUGAAUUUCCACCCGUCGACAUAGCUUGCGCACACAGCUCCGUUUGUGUUGCAGUGGGUGUUUGCUGUUGUAACUGAGCAUUUGCAGUGCGUUCGUCGGUUUUCUGUAGACUGACGUCGCCCGUUUGCCGUCUGGUUGGCGGCAGACGAGAACAUCCAAGAAUCGAAGUUUGUCCCCUAUUCCCUCUUCCAUCGUAAACUGUAGUUCGGGAAUGAAUGAGUUCAGUAGUUUUGCACAGUGGUUGAUUUUAUCCCGGUCGACGAUUACAAAGGUGUCAUUGACGUAGCAUGGCAAAAACUUUGGUUUGUACUCCCCCAAUAGUCUUAGUUCAAAUUUCUAUAUGCAGACUACUUGGCUGUUUGUACGUGUAUCCUCACAAGAACGAUAAAACUUUACGAGAGGGACGUACCCUCAGCUAACUAGAAAUCAAUUAGAUCAAGUUUUAGUGAUUUCCCACAGACAGAUAAACAGUGUUCAUUGUGGCCGCUGUCGGAGAUCGAUUUACCUUUUGAGGAAGACAGUGAUCAGUAUCUUAUAUGCUAACUUGUUUUUUUUCCAGCUCUUACCUGAACACGAUGCAGGUGUUUUCCCUUCACGCUACAAUGCGCCUGGAAUUUCUGCGAAAACAGGGAGCCUUGUUUAAUCUCUGUCAAGGUGAGCCACUCUUGCGUAAAGUUUAAUGGUACAUUUGGUAAAAUACCAAUUAAGGGUCGCUUUUUAAAUUCGUCCAGACAGAAACGCUCAAUUCAAGCACUUACGUAAGAUGGCCUACUGAGACCAGCCAUUUUGCUUUGCGUACAGCCAACGCUUUACCCAUCCGAGUCGUCUAUAAUAUACCAUAAAUAACAGUCUACAGUAAUUUUUUUAUUAUUUCACUUGCGUCGUAAAAUUUGCGGCCUACUCUAAUUGCUAACGUGUGAGAUGUACGCGGGUUUUGAAGUUUACCAAUGCUUUAACAAUAUGUUCGGUUUCCGAAAUGAUUUGUUUUUGCGACACAAUUGUAUAAUUUUGCAUAUCUCAGAAACAGUCUUCCUGAUACUCACACACUGUCGCCAGAGAUUUGGAGUGUGUUGAAAACAUUCCCCUCAACAGUUAAAAACACGAAAACAAGCAACUUCAGUUCCUCAGUAUCAUAACAUUCCUGCAAAUAGAUUUGUUAUAAAAAAUUCUAUUCUAUCAAAAUGCGCAAAAUAGAAUUUUUUUAUUCGUCCUUUCCAUAAAAUACAGGUGAAAUUUUAUAGCUGUCGCGAAAUAAAUUAGAACACAGUCCAGUGCUGAUUUCUUCAGGGGAAUGUAUACAGCGAACGGGAGUAUGGGCAUCAAAAUUACCCAUGCAGUACAAAUUUAGACUCACUCCACAUCUGCUCUACAGUCUCACACAAAUUUGCUUGUCAAUUUUGAAUCGCAUCGGCUCAUUCUUGUCAAUAUUUAAUGCGUUUGGGCACGUAGUUUAUGUGUACACAAAAGUCGGCCACUUCUGGAAUGAUUUUCUAUUCCUCUCUCACCGCAUCGGUCGUUAGUUUCUGAGAAAAUUGACUUUGCAUGUGUUCGUAGAAAACCGAGGUUAAGAGCACACGGAGGCAUAAUUGGCGCAUUGAGUCAGAAGAAGCGUUUGUUACUUAACAAAUCCAACAGACAUUGGCCCCUAUGUUGCAAAACAAGGGAAACUGAUCGCCCAGCUUUGGAAGGACAGCCGUAAUAGUAAGCUAAAUCAACAGAAUGUCCGUUAAUGACUCAUCGGACAGUUACGCUCUUAAGACCUGCCUCAGUACUCUAAAUCUCCAAAAAACAGUGACCUAACGAACUUACUUUAUCCUAAACAAACAAGAUCGGAAUCGGGUUAAUUAAAUCGUAAUACAAUUAAAAUUUUGGAUCAAAGUUUUUAGCGAUGCUUCUGGUGCUGCGAAUUGAGUGUAAAUUGAAAGCGUCAUUUGUGUUCGACCUGAGCCCUUUGUUCCUCCUUUCUCCAUGUCGGAAUUAUACAUACAAGCAUAUCAAGAUUAGACCUUUCAGGAAGGCAGGCGUCCGGAGGAGUAUUAUGAGUCCAGUCCAGAACAUUUUAGAAACGCUUAGGUUUCAGGACAAGGUGCUUAAACCACCAACGUGAGACAAAUGGUCUGGCCGUACGAAUUAGAGGUAAGGGUGCACAACUGACUAGUUUAAGAACUGUGGCUAGAAUUUUGGGCGCGAUCAGCAAAAUGCGGACUUAUUAACUUGAAUGUGUCUUACCGUAAAUUCAUUAUGACUGUACAGAUACAGUGUGUCCUAUAACUUGUAUUAAGUAAUUCCGCGUCUGUUCAAUAUUUUCACUCUCGCAGUUGAAUUUGAAUGCAUUAAAAAUCUUUUUAAUUCAGUGAAAUAAGGAGGUUUCUAAAGAUCGACAGAGUGGACAGGGGGUUUUCCAUUCCACUUUCGCAAGAAAUGUUAAGUAAAGCUCUAGGAUGACGUUUAUUUUCAAAGAGCCUUCUUAAGUAGAUUUGGGAUUUUAGUUAUCCCAAAGCAAAACUCUAAGAUAUUUUGGACACGCUAAGCUGCUGACUUUUGAAAGAACUUUGUCCUGGCAGCCUGAAAAACUACAUUUAAAAAAUGACUAUUUGAGUAAACCGUAUUUUUAUCGUUAAUUUUUGUUUUUUUUUAAAUCCAAAUCACAUCGCAAAUUCGCAAAAGCAUUUGGCAGAACUUUCAACUUUUCGAUUCCGACUAGGUUUGAGCACGACGUGCGGUUAUGAUUGCGCUUUGAACUUACAGACAAGAAGUUGUACAUACUCCGUGGAAGGAAAAUCGUAUAUUUCUAGGCACUAUUGAAAAUAUAUCAUAUUGGACUCAAAAAAUUGCAAAAGACAUGGACCACUUUGUUCCCAUUAUUAGCAACAUCAUUGGGCUGAUGCGAUGCUGUUUGAUUGCAUAUUUUGCAGUCUUAAGAAUGUCGUAGAAAAGAUUUUAGGGUCUAAAAUACUCCGCUUUCAAGUAUAAAAUUUAGAACGGAAUUAAUUUGGCAACAACUGGGCAAAAAGAGCAUUAUGUGUGUAAAUAUAUUUGAGUAUAUAAGAGUAUAAGAAAACUAAGGAAAAAUUCACAAUAAUUCAAUGGCCAAUUUUUACCGAAUGUUGUUGAAGCAGGCGACCGAUAAAAAACAUCUGUCCGAAUACCGGCAUCCUGCAGUGAUCAAAAAAAUCUUUUGAUUAUUCUGCAUGCUAAUUAAUAUGCAAACCACACAUAUGUGGUUUUCGAGUUCAAAAAACAUUUAAAUACUUAAUUAACAAUACCGGAGAGAGCAUGUUCACCGGAAUUAUAAAGUUACGAAUAAUUUACAUACAUUACCGAGGGCCGUUAUCUCCAUAUGCAUGAAAAUAUUCGCAUCGCUGGUAAAAUGCACAGUGAAUUUUACGAAAGCUUACGUCUUUGCUAGCUUGUCGUAGAAGUUCGACAAACCACCAGCGAAGUGUUUGCUCUGUUAACCGUGCAUUACAGAACGGUGAAGCUGUACUACUUUAUCCUGAUAUUUCGACCAAAUAUCUAUAAAGUUAUCAAGGCUUCAAAUGUGCAGACAACUAGUAUUAUCCUCUUGUUCGUUGACUUGUUUAGAAAGUACAAGCCGAUUUCAGAAACACAACAGACGCUUAAAUAUGUCGUGCUCUGUUAAUAAUGGCGACUGUUUUAGAAGCAUUAUGACCGCAUUUGAAAUCAUUUAUAAAAAUUAAGCUCAUUUUUUACUUUGUGAUUUUGUUAUUAGAUUUAUGUGCUUAGAGGUAUACUUCAGAAGAAGUAUAAAAGAAUUAUAAAGAAGUUUACGUCCCUUGCCAAGUAUUCAUAUAUUCUAAAAAACAUGGCAGAAGUGGCAGUUACUUUUAAUUUUUGAAAGCGAGUUGAUAAAUUUUUCAGUAUUUUCAAAUCACAUAGUAUUUGUCGGACAAAUUGCUGGACUCGGCGAAAAUUCCCCGAGGCAGAAAAAACCAAUUUUAUUGGGACUCCUGACUUCGUCCUCGCAUUUGAUAUCCUGUAUUUUUAAUCUUACCUAAAAUCCCAAAUCACUGAUUGGACUUUUGUAAGUUUCUUUAGACAUAAAUUUCACUUAGCUAGUGUUGGACUUCUGAGUGGAAAACGUAGUGAUCGCGAAAAGUUUAAGGGCCCGCUAUGUGUUGGCUAUUUAUAGAAGAAGUUCUUUCAUAAAUCCGAAUAAAUAUCAUUUGGGGCAACGCCCUCCGACUUAAUCCACACUUUCUUUAUGUAUUCUUCAGUGCUACUUUAGAUAACAUUACUUUUAAAACUGUUAUACCUCCCAUGGAAGUAACGAAUAGUCUAUUCGAACAGCGGACGUCUGCUUUACGAUAUGUUUUCAUCAGGCAAUUGCGUGGGUAAGAUGAUAAAUCAAGUAAAGUCAAUCUUUUCACGCAAAUGGAAUGUGCGAAACAUGGGGGGAUUCAAUGAGUAUCUGUCUAUUUAAAGCGAUCACGGUUAGCGUGAGCGGGGUAAGGGUUAAGAAGAGCCAUGCUAGCGCGGAGAAAGAUGCACGAAGUUUGUUGAUUAAUUGGUCCUUGGCUGUGGUAAAUGCGAGGACUACACAAACGUUUUCUGUGUUCGCAUGACGGACUCGCGUAACCCGAUUGUGACCGCUUCUGCUCUUAGAGAAUGUGCUGUCUGGACGGAUUAGGAUAGGUCGGUGGGACCUUGUUAGUCACAUUGAAGGCAUCGUUUGAACCCAAAUGACACACAGAAUUGACAAUAUUUGCGAGAAGGCGCACGCACAGGCCAAAUUGCGCUUCUUAUCGCCAAUUUCGGGAAUUGUUCUUGCAUUCAUUCAAAGUGACGCCGGAUCAUAAGAACUAUGUGGCUUUCUCGAUGGGAUUGAUGCAAAUAGAGGCGGUUCGAUCAGGCAACAUAUCCCCAUCAUAUCCGUGUAUAUUCGGACUGAAAACGGUUGAAGAUAAUCCUUGAACCAUUACUAUUAGGAGGAUCUGUUAAACAGCUUGUUCAAGGCGUUUGCUAGGAAACUCACUCGUCUGGUCUUCUUCAACGAAAACAUUUAGGAAUAAGGUUUUCUUUCUUGCUGUCAGCGUAUAUAAUGUUCUUUACAAUAAAUGUGUCAGUAUCCCUGUUCCACAAGGCGGAUCCCGAAUCCUUUAUAAAUUCCCAACGGAAAAGUUUAUAUUCCAUUGCAUCGGAAAAUGGACUAAACUGGCUUUCUCUUGGAUUGUUCGAAGCUGAUAUGGUUCGUAUGUUGUCGAGACCAGCAUUUCUUGCAACAAGCGCUUUCUUAAGCUCCAGCGUCAGAUCCUUCGUUCAGGAGGGCAUAGAAGUAAAACAGUGAACUUGCCGUGUCCACCACAAACAUGAAUUUUAUCGACGUAUGUGACUGAUCUGCAGCAUCUAAGUGGGUGAUUACGUUGGUUUGUGUAGCAGAGAUUUCAAAGAUAUCCAUACAUACAUCACAAUGCCCUUUAGAGAGAACUUAGAGGUGAAGUCAGAUCGACGCUGUUAGGGAAUAUUAGCGGUGACGUUAAUAACCCAACUCACAGACGUUCCCUCUCCUGAAGAAUACCCUGUGCUGAAUAGCUUACUUUCCUCACCAAAACAAACAGACAGCUCCUUUGCAUCAGUUCUGGAAAGGCUAAAUGAUGCACCCAAAGGACGUGAAUUCGAAGGGCAGUGAAUAAACUCACGAAUAAGCAUCAUUCGGAAAUCCACACCGUUCAGGGCAGGGACGUACCCAGUUCACAAGCGUUGCAUAUGUGGAAAGUGUAAUAGAAAGCAGGAAAAAAUGUGGGUUGUGUUUAAUAAGAGAGAGCGUUACAAUAGCACACGUACAGUAGGUGGGCUAAUGCAUGAAAUGGCAACUGAAAUUCCGAAAUGCGUUUUCGUUUCGAAAAGAUUAGUUAACUAGCCUUGUAAAACUGGUCAGCCUGUAACAUAAUCGUAUAAUAUCUCAGGUACCACAGGAUUCCGGCUUUCGAAAGAACUACCUUCCGGCUGCAUGCAAAUUCUACACUGGAAAAAAUGACUACGAAUUUAGCGUGAAUUUUUCUUAUUGAUUUUCGGUGCUCCUAAAUGUCCAUUUCAUGGAGAACAUCCAUAAAAAAUUUCAUUAUUUUGCUCAUUCGGUAGAGAAUUACAUUUUCUUCUAAUUUUAUACUCGAAGGAGGGAAAUAAUUCAGCUUUAAUAUAGUUUUAAAUUGUGGGACCUUUAAAAACCGUGAAAUGGCUGUUCACAAAUUGUCUUAUCUCUGCACUUACCAACGCGGCUGGUAAAGUUAACAAUAUAGAUCAUAUCCACUGCUAAAUUUUAUGAACUCAAUACAGUCCGCGUUAAUAACCGUAGAUAAAUGUGCAUUUUCCGUACGCGGAAAAUAUGCGGCUUGUAGUUUGGAAACCCUGAAUCCGAAUGUAACGGUAGUGCGGGUUCAAAAUUAUUCGGAAAUUGGAAAAAUUUUUGAAAACCAAAUUAUGCCCUUCCUUCUUAUAUAAGAUUACAAGAAGACAUACUCGUCUACAAAAUGAGCAAAAAUGGAUAUUUUUGUAUGUUUGUCAUGAAAUAUAACCGGACAUUUAGGGGCAUCGAAAACAAACGAGAAAAAAUCAUGCUACUUAAGUAGUCAUAUUUUACAGUGUUGCUUUUGCUUGUAACCAGAAGGAAGUUCAUUCGAAAGCGGGCAUCCUGUGGUAACUGAAAUAUUAUAGAAUUAUGUUGCAGGCUGACCAGUUUUAAGACGCCACUUAAUUAAUCCUUUCGAAACGAAAACGCAUUUCGGUAUUUCAGUUGCGAUUCCAUAAGCAUGUUCAUCUACUGCAAGUAGAAAAAAUAUGUUUUUUUACUAGACUAUCUUAUUCAAGUAGAAUACGCUUCCCAACAGUUACUGGAAUCGUCCUCCUCCCUAUUAAGGGCACACAGCUGCCCAUGAUCUAGCUGCGAGGUCAAUUGUAUCGAUUGGGGUACAUGUUCAGAAGAGAGGGGUUGGAGAGGGGGUUGGAAGGACCGUCGGAAUAAGUACUCGGUUAGCGAGCGGGAUAUAUUUUUUUAUGUUAUCAGCGUUUAUUGCGCGCGAAGAACUGUUGUGAUCUGAGGCUCUGUGAAAGAAAUAAGCCAUGAGUAACACGACGUCGAAAUGGAAUAAACCUCACCUUAUUGUACAAAGAGCUUUUGGGGAGACAUGGGCUGACAAGGCUGGUCGAGAUCGCUUCGUCGAUGGAUGCACGCGUGAACUCGAUGGUACAAAGUUUCUCUUCUGUCAUUCACAAUCAAAUUCAAAUUAGCUCAUGUUUGGUGUAAGGUAGUUUCUGAUGUUGGAAGACGUUAAUGUCAAUGUCGUAUAUUUCAAAUGGUGGUUGAAAAAGUAUAAGUCCUUGGCACAUGGAUGGGAUAAUACCGAGUGAAUAAAGGCGCAGCUAUAAGGGUUCAUCGCAAGCAACAAUACCAAAUGCGAUGCUCCGAUCCUCAGUGAAAGCCUUCUGCAUGUAAUUAGUUUACCCAAAUCCGCUGAUACACACAUCGAGUGAUGCAGUCCCGUUCCAGUCUUCCGGUCUUGAGCUGUAUCGCAUUUCUUACACUAACUCGCUUUCAAAGUUUGUUAAACGAGGUAAGCACACUCAGGCGCCGUCUUAUACACCUGGCACGAUCAUUUCUACUCUCCAGCUGAAGAGUAGAUUGCAAGUGCGCUUGUUGGGAAUCCUGACCCCGAGCAUUGCGAAUACGCAUAACUACAGGAGUUCUAGGUUGCCUAGUAGCAAAACCUGAGAUUUCUCGGUCGGAUCUUAUUUCGUAGCCGUACCUGCAGUAGACAAGCCCCCGCCUAACCCCAAAUCUCCAGCCCCAAACCCUAUCCCCCUAAUCCCUAACUCCAGCGGGUACGGCCACGAAAUAUGAUCUUGCCGACUUCUCAAAAAUUGUACCUUUAAAAGGGGGACAUAUUUUCCAAUCCAGACGUUAUGCUAAUACUUGAAAAGGGCAUGUGCAACUUACGACGAUCCCCGUACUAGUCGGUUCUUAGGUCGCCGUCUCCCACGUUCUUGAUAAUAUUUUCCUAUUGUUGUCCCGUUUGGUAAGCUGGACAGCUGUUCAGUUGCAGGAAUUUGUUUCGCUGAUAUAGAUGGUGUUUACGGGGUUAUUUCACAUCACGCGAUCGUUUGCACAAUAUUAAGAAAGUCUAUGGAGAUGACCUCGUUGACCCAGAUCUAUAUAGUCGCAGAAUGUUAUGUCAUCCGGCUAAUUAGUUCCGAAUUCCCGCAUGUUUUGAGAUCGGUGGAGAGUCAGUGAUAAGUCUAAAUGAUGAGUCAUUUGAUCAGUAGAAGUGGGGGGAUGACUGUUCAAAAAUGGGAUUAAGAAGAGGAAUUUCGCGGUUCUUAGUACGAUCGUUUCUCUUGCCUGUAAAAUGCACAAGUCACCUGGAACCAGUUUCAGCACAGGGUCGGAAUCAAGUCAAACCGCACUGGAGACUGAGCUUGAGAGCCAAGAUGGCGGCAAAUAAAACCCCCUGGACAUCUAAUUUACUCUACUGCCCAGAGAACGAACCACGCCUUUUCAGUAAAUGGUGGAACGGACGAACUUAGGAACCAGGCAGGUUAAGAACCGAUGACGCUAGGAGGCCAUACAAAGGGGAUAGUGAGUUUGGUAUAGGAUUUUGAUACAAGUGGAGACUCUGAUGCAUGGACAAUUUCAUCGGAGGCGAAGAUGUUCUUGGCACUGAUUGUGUGAUCUAAAAAGUUUAUUUUAUAUCGUAAACAACUCUUAGGCUUGUCAGUAAAAAUCCGCGCCAGCGUAAUUCAUCUUUCGGAUUGGAAGGCUUACUCUUAUACAUUGGCGGAACGAAAGCGAGUGUCCAAGUUCCAGGUGUACGCGUAAGUGAAGAAGACACGCGGGUCGAGCACUGGAACAUUUCGAUUAUUGUUUUGAGCUUUCGAAAUCGUGCAAGGGUCCAUCGUCAGAAAUAGUAGUAGCACAAAAAAGCGGCAGUUAUGGGGCGUGGUAGCCAAUCAUCGACCGACGGCGCAAGACUGGGGGUGACUGUACAGAAAUGUGUACGCCGGCGCCAAAUCGAUAAAUCGAUUGACGGAGUUCUCAUCCGAGGCCCAGGCUUCAAUCUAUUCUCUGACCGUUUUGAUUCCGGUGUAGGCGACUCUUUUGGUGGCUGCGAAGUUAAACUAAUGACCCGUUUCGUAGGUGUGAACUGCCGCUUGUGUUAUUGCGUCGCCUCGUCGCGCAAUUAGCUUAUGUUCGUGUAUGCGCGGAAAUGUCUUUAGACUGAUUGAACGCUGCUUCGAAAAAAGCCCUUGUCGCACGCUUCCUCUACAAUAAAACUUACAACCUUGUCGGUUAUCCCAAGGGCUUUCAAACCAUGCUUUUUGAUCUUGCCUUGCACGCUAUCCUGCGGUAGGGGGUGACUCACUAGAGCACAGCCUUUGCGGAAAAGUACAUUUGAUUUUUGCACGCAGUUUAGCCUUGCGUAAAUUGCCAAGAUGCGGAGGUCACAAAGGAAUGUUCAAUGGAGAGAGCACGAUUCUACCGCUAUGCUUUGCCGUUCAUACUGAAUGUUUUUUUGCUUCCCAAACAGAUUAAAUUAUUUUUAGAGCCCUACGUUUAACAUAAGUUACUCUGACGCGGACCUUGCCUCGCUCAAAACAUGGGAACUAGCUGUAAGCUAUAGUACAAUUUUCGCGAAGUUUCAGCUAUAGCAUGGCGCAAAUGAGAGGUGUUUGACUAUUUAGAGAGUCCCUAAGCUGUUUAUAGGUCUGAUAUUGAUUUUGAAACCUUCUGCCAGAAAUCAAUAAAGAGAGGGAUGAGAAACCGACUAAAGAGACGGCGUUGAGCAGUAGGAGGACUAUCUUUAUUGAGAAAACAGUAUAAACGUUUUCUUUGAAAGCUUACUACUUAUAUGUAGGGUGGGCAUUAAACGGCCACUGUGCAAUGGUCCUUGAAUUAAAUAUGUAGGAAUAUUCAAAAUCGGUCUUAAAAACCAUGUCCUGGGCACCCACCUUAAGGUCCUACUCAUGCUAAUUUCAAAACGAAUUGACUUGAUAUUGUGCUCUUCGUUUAUGGCGUGUCCAACAAAGUAGGCACCUUUUAGGUUCCCCUGACUGCCCUUCAACGGCGUUUAUACCAAUUUCCCUUUUUUAAACUUGUAUCAAAAGUCUUUUUAAUGAGGAUUGAGUAAGAGUUUUUGCCGCAUCUGGCAGGAUCGAUUGUAAACUUCAAUGACAACGUCCUUAUGUUACGAAGCUGUUUAUAUGUGUGCCUAUUAAUUCAUUCAAAGUGCAAUAUUUCGCGGGUGAAGGCUCAUUUUGUUACUAACUGUCAGGCAGAGCUCCUAACUUCACCCUAGAAACAUCUUUUAAUCAGUAAUAUCUAGGAUAAUAGUGAAAACGCGCAUAAGCAUUGCAUGUAACUGUAUCACAAUUUUCCUUUUGAGCAUCUCAUUAGAGUCUUAUGCCGAUGAAGAAGCUUUUAACGGUGGGAUGGAAUGGAAUACUCAAAAAUAGUUUCCUUUGCUUGUCAAACUACAUCAGUCUCCCCCUUCCUAAUGUCAUUUGGGCAGAGCUCACAACAGAUAUGACGGAUAAGGCGACAUCACAAAUGCAUAUGCCCACUCCUCACCAUAAACGUACCAUAUAGUAUAAUUCUCCCACGAUCUCCCUCCUCAAAAUGACAGUCUUCAAAAUUCGGGAGGAUGACAUUCACUUUCCAUUGAUGAUUCCCAAAGUCAUCAAAAAUAAAAUGAUGCUUUGUUUGCACGACUAUCUGUUGUCAGUUUAUUCAAAUAUUGUUGCCAAAUGAAAUGGUUUCAGAAGCCCAUUUUUGACAUUCGUACGUUUCCGAUUAUGUAUUCUCAGAGGUAAAUAAAGUCAGUACCAUAACUUUUCAUUAUGACUCGUGAUGCAACUCUUUGUAAACCGGGAGUUGUUUAUAAAGUUGUUUUCGUGCCGAUGUCGUACACUUAAAGCUUCACAGACGAUGCACAUCCCAUUGUGUCCUCUGACGCAAUCCAUAGCCGUAGGGUAUGCGGCACUGUUAAAAAACCGCCUGCAUUUACCCACAUUGUAUGACGCACUCAAGAAGAUAUUGCGACUGCGUAUUCAGGCAGGUGAUGUCUAUAUGAGAGAUAAGCUUUAAGUUUGAAGAAGCGAUACUGAAGCAAGAACUACAGUUUUACUUUUUUUCUGAAGUGUCCUUUACAAGGAAACUUUUUCAUGCAUGCUCUACAUGUCCUAGUUAACUCUACUGACUGUGUGAUUUGAACAGCGACACAUCAAACGCGUUGUGCAAAAUAUGACUUAAAAAUCGCGCAUCCUGGACUUGAUGACUGAAUUCGACAUCCUCGUAUACUCACUCGCUAAUGUUAAAAGGCAUGCCAACUCCAAAGGAACCCAAUUUCGUGCUUAAAUUCAAUAUCCUAUAAGUUUACCAAGAUUUGAAUUUUAUGCAUGUAACCAUGGCUACCUAUAUAUUCCUAGUAGGAAGGCACUUUUGUCUCAAAAUGUGAAUAUCUUCGACUUUAUUUCAGAUGACAUUGAGGCGCUCUCAACGGCAAUCGAGAACGAGACAGCGUCCGGCUAA